Molecule: messenger RNA, 669 nt
Organism: Entamoeba histolytica HM-1:IMSS
Lineage: Eukaryota; Evosea; Mastigamoebida; Endamoebidae
Exons: 2
Coding region: 4-645 (213 amino acids)
Source: RefSeq, a predicted model, not a curated record
AGUAUGUUGUUCUUAUUAUUUGUAAGCAUUGUUUGUGCUGUUAAAAUUCCCAAAUGUUCAAUCGACGGAAAUAGCAUUUACUCUUAUAUCCCAUAUUCAAAAGUAACAGCAUCAUCUGGAGAUAAUCAAUAUGUUGUACAAAUAUGUUCAUCACUACCAGAAUUUGAUAAUGGAAUUAAUGGUGUAGCAAAAAUUGAGAAUGUUUAUUAUUACAUUGCCAAUGUUGAAACACAAAAAAUUUCAACGGAUGUAUUAAAGAAAACAAUUACAUACCAAUAUACGGGAGAGUCUUGUGGUAAAGAAAAUUUUAAAACUACUGUUGUUACAAGGUGUGGACAAACUCAAGCUGCAGUCGUAACACAACCAGACCAUUGUACAAUCAAUUUUGAUGUUAUUACACCAGCAAUGUGUAAAUUUGAUCCAAAGACAGUUGUAACAAAUAAAUUUUUAGUUAUAUUACGAUAUUUGUUUGCAGUCAUAGUUAUUGGUGUUAUAGUAGGAGCAAUUUUUAAUUACUUUAAAACAAAACAACUGUCAACAGAAAUUAUUCCAUUUUACUCUCUUUGGGCAACAAUUUUUGGUGGAUUUUCUGAUAUAAUUUUGAUUCUUAUAAACAAUGGGAGAGCAUCUGUUCCUCGUUUCUAAAUUACUCAAAUUAUUCAUAGAAGA